AUGAGCACCCUACUAGACGAUACACCAGUCGACGAUAACACCCCACCACCGCCAUACCAUGACGGCGGUCCCGUCGAGCGAUUACCCUCGUACCGGCACGGACUGCUGGCGCGUCACCAUCCCUACGGACGGCAAACACCCUCUCUCCUUCUUCGACUGCUGCUCACGCCCAACGCCUACGAACUCAAUGACGCGCCCAUGGGCUCGGGUGCAGGAGACGACGCCGUCGUUGGGCUACACGCUGGAACUGAGGAUAGGACCGGCGCGGCAAGUUCCGCCGUCGUUGUUGGCGAGCAUACGAACACGCCUUCUUCGUCUUCGUCUUCUAGCGCACAGGUUGUUCCGAGCGACCCUGCAAGCGCGCCGGAGAACGCGUUGAGCUCUUUCGCUCGCUCAAAUGAGCCUGUAGUAUCUACGUCGCGCUCCCUCAAGCGCAAACGCGACGAGUUUGAAGCACAAGGCGACCCCGAAUAA
Peniophora sp. CBMAI 1063 is the source of this 474-nucleotide messenger RNA. The record is from the annotation of a GenBank genome assembly. Lineage: Eukaryota; Fungi; Basidiomycota; Agaricomycetes; Russulales; Peniophoraceae.